Messenger RNA from Dentiscutata erythropus, 651 nucleotides. The record is from the annotation of a GenBank genome assembly. NCBI's taxonomy places the organism in Eukaryota, Fungi, Glomeromycota, Glomeromycetes, Diversisporales, Gigasporaceae.
AUGUCAUCAGACAAUUCAUAUACCAGAGAUUUAAAAGACGAUAAUGAUGAUGUUAUGAAACUAUCAUUGACAAAAGGAAAUUUAGGCGUUGAACUUUGUGAAUCGCAAAUAUUAAACGAAAAUUCAGUCGUUAAACAAUUUAUUGGUGAUUUUGCUGUAGAAAUUCUUCCAAGGCUUAAACGAGCAGCUUUAAACAAAGAUUGGUUGAAAUAUCAUAAAAUUACAAAUAUUCUUACUAUUUCUCUGAACAUUAGACCUCGUUUUCCUGAAUCAUUCGUAUAUAAAGUGAUCGCAAUAAAAGAUAGCGAAUUUCAAAAUAUAUCAAAAUAUUUCGAUGAAACUUUUAUGUUUAUUCAAAAUGGUUUAGAUCAAGAAGAUAGAAGAAUUCUUGUUCAUUGCGAAAUGGGAAUUUCACGUAGCCCAAGUGUUGUUAUUGCUUAUAUAAUGAGAUCUCAGAAGAAAUCAUUAAAGGAUGCAUUAGCCUUUGUUCAAGAAAGACGACCAAUUGUUAUGCCAAAUCAAGGUUUUUAUAAGCAACUAGAAGAAUUCGAGACAGAAUUAUCGCUUAAUAACAAUUCAGAUUCAGAAUCGAAAUUAAUGAAUCAAAUCGGUAAAAAUUUUAUAAUCGAUUAUUUAGGUCAAUUUGCGUAA